Molecule: messenger RNA, 654 nt
Organism: Rotaria sp. Silwood2
Lineage: Eukaryota; Metazoa; Rotifera; Eurotatoria; Philodinida; Philodinidae
Source: the annotation of a GenBank genome assembly
AUGGCUGAAGCAUUUGCUCCUGGUCAAGGUGAUCAAUUACUACAAAUAUCGCAGCUUGAUCCACACAUCAGCAAUACUAAAUUUCUUGAUCAAGCAACAGACAAUGAGAUGAUCAAAAAUCUUAAAAAGAUUUAUGACUUGUAUGUCGAACAAAAGAUGCCUUAUAUCGAACAUGUUCGACUUCUGUCAUUGUUGCCUCGCUCAUGGAGCUACGAGAAAAUUAUGGAACUCUUCGGCUGCUCACGACAUGCCAUUAAAAUAGCUCAUCGAAUGUACGAUGAACAACAGUAUGUACUGACCCGAGACAGUGAACCAUCUAUCAGACAGCGAGCUGAUCCUGAAAAGAUCACGCAUUUUGUGAAUUGGCUUGUCGAAAGUAAUACUCUGGUUUCAGGAACUUACGGUCUUACUGUACUACGUAUGGACAAUGGGGACAAAUACGAGCUGCCCAAGCAAGUGCUUCAGUUGCAAAAAUAUCAUGCUCUUAUUAGCUACAAGAACUAUUGUAAUGAAACUGAUUUUGAAGGUUUAGGAAAUAUCAAAUUAUACGACAUACUCAACAGUAUAAAACCUGCACAGCAACAAGCUGUAGCAGGCCUAGAUGAGUUUGUCGUCGAAGGCGUCGAAGCAUGGUGCUCACUUUCAAGUACGUAG